AUGCCUUACAACUGUUGCCUGCCCAAUUUUAGCUGCCGCACCAGCUGCUCCUCCAGGCCCUGCCUGCCUCCCAGCUGCCAUAGCUGCACCCUCCCCGGGGCCUGCAACAUCCCCGCCAAUGUGGGCACCUGCGGCUGGUUCUGUGAAGGCUCCUUCAAUGGCAAGGAGAAGGAGACCAUGCAGUUCCUGAAUGACCGCCUGGCCAACUACCUGGAGAAGGUGCGGCAGCUGGAAAGGGAGAAUGCCGAGCUGGAGGGUAGGAUCCGAGAGUGGUGCCAAGAGCAAGUGCCCUAUGUGUGCCCAGACUACCAGUCCUAUUUCAGGAUCAUUGAGGAGCUCCAGCAGAAGAUCCUGUGCACCAAGGCAGAGAAUGCCAGGCUAGUUGUCCAGAUUGACAAUGCCAAACUGGCUGCUGAUGAUUUCAGAACCAAGUAUGAGACUGAAUUGUCCCUGCGACAGCUGGUAGAAUCUGAUAUCAAUAGCCUACGCAAGAUCUUAGAUGAGCUGACCCUCUGCAAGUCAGACCUGGAGGCUCAGGUGGAAUCCCUGAAGGAAGAGCUGAUCUGUCUCAAGAGGAAUCAUGAGGAGGAAGUCAACAUUUUGCGUUGCCAGAUCGGAGAUCGUCUAAAUGUGGAGGUGGAUGCUGCCCCAAAUGUGGACCUCAACAGGGUGCUGAAUGAGACCCGGUGUCAGUAUGAGACCCUGGUGGAGAACAACCGCAGAGAUGUGGAGGAAUGGUUCACCACUCAGACAGAGGAACUCAACAAGCAGGUGGUGUCCAGCUCUGAGCAGCUACAGAACUGCCAGGCCGAAAUCAUCGAGUUGAGACGCACUGUUAAUGCCCUGGAGAUUGAACUGCAGGCCCAGCAUAACCUGAGAGAUUCUCUGGAAAAUACCCUGACAGAGACUGAGGCCCGUUACAGCUCUCAGCUAUCCCAGGUACAGUGCAUGAUCACUAAUGUUGAAGACCAGCUGGCUGAGAUCCGCGGUGACCUGGAGAGGCAGAACCAAGAAUACCAAGUGCUCCUGGAUGUCCGGGCCCGUCUUGAGUGUGAGAUCUCUACGUACCGGGGUCUGCUGGAGAGUGAAGACUGCAAGCUUCCCUGCAACCCUUGUGCUACAACCAAUGCCUGCGGAAAACCCAUCGGUCCCUGCCCAGUCACGAAUCCUUGUGUCCCAUGUGCUCCCUGUGCCCCCUGCAUACCCUGUGUCCCUCGUUCACGCUGUGGUCCCUGCACCUCCUUUGUGCGCUAA
Molecule: messenger RNA, 1254 nt
Organism: Phascolarctos cinereus (koala)
Lineage: Eukaryota; Metazoa; Chordata; Mammalia; Diprotodontia; Phascolarctidae
Product: keratin, type I cuticular Ha3-I-like
Biological process (GO): intermediate filament organization; epithelial cell differentiation
Cellular component (GO): cytoskeleton
Molecular function (GO): structural molecule activity
Source: RefSeq, a predicted model, not a curated record